AGGCCUCUGUGAAGCCUGAACUCCAGUAGGGCCCAAGCCAGCCAGGAAGGAGGAGGCAGCCAGAGUGGCCACCACUGUUCUCUGCAGCAGAAGAGCCCUUGCUGCCAGGCUGCAAAGGCUGAGGACCCUCCUGCGCAAGCGGAGGCCCAAGUCUGGUCCACCAGAAGGAAGCAGCAAAAGAAAAGAAGAGGGUGCCACAGUGCCCAUGGCUGCUCAUCCCAAGAGCUGGCACUUGAUAGCCUGCUGCAGAAAGCCAAGAGACCACCAGGAUCCUGAACGGCAGGGGAGUUUUGGCAUCAGCACUCCAUCAGCCGCUCCCAGAACCAAAUGGUACCAUCUGUGCAGGAGGAGGGAGGCUUUCGCUGUCAAGGAUGGGAGAGAUGCACACAAAAAUAGGCAAAGCUCCAGAGCAUUUGGAAACCAGUCUGGAGAUUCAUUAGUCAGCAGUAUGCACUGCACCCUCAUCUCCUCAGAUGAAUCAGAGCUGGAGGACCUAAAACUGGGUGAGGAGCUCAUGGUGGACCGCUCCACACAGAUGGUCUGGGAAGACCUGAGCGAUACUGAGAGGCAAAGCUCCAGAGCAUUUGGAAACCAAUCUGGAGAUUCAUCAGUCAGCAGCAUGCACUGCUCCCUUUUCUCCUCCAGCUCCUACCAGUCUGAGGUGGAGGACUGCAAAGUGGAUGAAGAACUAAUCAAAAUCAUCCACAGGCAUAUGGAGGACAGAGAGGAGGUGGUGAUGGAGAAGUCCCCUGUGCAGUCUGGGCCUACCAUUCUCCUGCUUUAUGCCAUGGCUGCCGUCUCCCGCCUCAGCAAAAUCAAGCCUCCAACUGACCCAGAGCUAGAGUCUGCGAUCCUGCACUUCGCUGUUCGUGGGCUCAUAACAAUGCAAGCAGGAAAUGUCCACAAAAAGGCUCUGCACAAACUCGCAGCAGACAAUCUGGAGCUGAUGCUGAGGGGUUUUUUGUCAGAGGCCCCAACCACACAGCAUCUCUUGUCCCUCCUGGAGCAGGUUGGAGGCCCUUGAGAAGGCUGGGGCCCCUGCUGGACCCGACACUCCAUCUGAACCUUCUGGUCCAUCGAUGCCUUCGCCAGAUCCGCUGGGGCAGCCGGCUCCUGCACGACCUCCGGACCCGGUUCCUGCACUGCCUGGACCUGUUUCACCUCAGCCUGUGGCGCCGGCGGAGCAGCCUCUUCGGGAUCCGUCUCUCCCUUUGGCCCCGGGUGAGCCAGCAGCACCGACACCCCCCGGCAGCACCGGCCAGUGGCCUUCUAUACCCUGGCCUGUGCCUGCCAUGGGGGAUGGGGACCAGCCACAUACUGGUCCCCCUAUGCGCACACUUGGGGUUCAGGGUUCACUCCACCCAUGAUAGGUAACGUGUUGGGCCUCCAGGGCUCGGCCAAACAGAUCUGGGGUGUCAAUAGGCCCUCCGGCGCGCCCAUCAUCUCGUCUGCGAACAACACUACUGCCCCGGUCCCCGCGCCUAGCAGCCCGGGGUUCUAUCCUAUGGGCAUUACCCCCACACCCCAACACGCCCCGUAUGGGAGGAUGGGGCUUCCUUUAGGAGACCACUUGCUCCCUGCCACAAAGGAAAAGAUCUUAAAGGGAGAGUACAUAGACAUCUUUAGCCUGCUGUUCAGGGAACCCGAAGUUAAACAUAAAGAAAGAGAGUCCUGCAAGGAACAUGAGGCUACGAAGCGGAAACCGGUUGAAAAGACAUGGAGCAACUGGCUCUCCAGCUUUACCAUAUACAUGGGGGUAAUUGUGCAGGCGCAGCCGGCUAGGGGCCCCUCCUUGCUGAAAUACAUGGAUAUUAUCCACAGGGCCGUCUCUGAUUUUGCAGGAUCCGCUUGGAUCUGCUAUGACGAAAGUUUUAGGAUGAGAGCGGCCCUUGAUCCAUCUUUGCCCUGGGAUGCCCAGCUACAGGAAUUGUGGCUUGUGAUAAUGUCCCCAGCCCGCCCGGUUGAAGGGGACAGAUCUGAUAGCAGACACUUGUUGUCUAAGCCGCUUGGCUCCGUGUCUACUACUGGGUCAGGCCAUCAGUGGGUUCAACCCCACUUGGUCUGCUGGGAGUACAACUCAAAUGGUAGGUGCUCCCGGUCACCCUGCCGUUACAGGCACGCGUGUGGCCUCUGUGGGUCCAAACACCCCAGUUCAGGCUUCCCUCGGACCCAUUCCUCUGGUUCGGGAGGCAAGUUUCGGUCGGGAGGUGGUAGGAAGGGUGGCCCCCCUCCACCCGCUGCGGGUAAAGGGGCCCAGCCCCAUCAAGCUUGAGGUGUUGGGCCACCUGUUGCAGGAUUAUCCCGAUGGAUCGGCGGCUUCCUACUUGUUUUUUGGUUUCCGGGAUGGGUUUCGCAUCCCUUCAUCUUCUAGGCAGGGGUCCAUCACAACACGUAACCUCAAGUCCGUUAUAGGUCAGGAGCAGGUUGUCUUAAGGAAAAUCGCAAAGGAAGUCGCGGCCGGUAGGGUUGCGGGGCCUUUUCAGACCCCUGCCUUCCCAGGGCUGCACGUUUCACCGCUUGGGGUGGUACCCAAGAAGGUGCCAGGUGAAUUCCGGCUAAUUCACCACCUCUCUUACCCCAAAGGGUCGUCAGUCAAUGACGGCAUCCCCGACACUUUGUGUUCCGUCCGCUACACAUCCUUUGAUGAAGCGGUCCAGGUUGUUCACAGUAAAGGGGUGGGAGCUCUCUUAGCCAAGUGUGAUAUCGAGUCCGCCUUCCGCCUGCUGCUUGUCCAUCCAGCUGAUUUUGAGCACUUGGGAUUUGCCUUCGCUGGUCAGUUCUAUUUUGACCGAGCGUUGCCCAUGGGCUGCUCGAUUUCAUGUGCGGCCUUUGAGGCUUUUAGCACUUUUUUAGAAUGGGCAGUGCGGCGGAGGGCGGGGCUUGUGUCAACGGCCCAUUUUUUUUGAUGACUUUGUCUUUGUAGGGAGGGGCAAUUCUGGGGAAUGUUGUCACCUGCUGUGCUCCUUCAUGGAGUUAGCAGCGGAACUUGGUGUCCCUCUAGCGCAAGAUAAGACGGAAGGCCCAGCUACCCGGUUGUCUUUCCUAGGCAUUGAGCUUGACUCAGUAGCAGGGUGCUCCAGGUUGCCCCCUGACAAGUUGCAAGCCUUGCUGGCUUUGGUUAGGACCCCAGGGGAGGCCCGAAAGGCUUCCCUGAGGGAACUGCAGGUGGUAGCCGGUCACCUGAAUUUUGCCUGCAGGGUGGUUGCCCCUGGUAGGGCUUUUCUGAGAAGACUCUGCGAUCUCAUGGUAGGCCUUCAGGCCCCGCACCACAGGGUGCGGAUCUCCGAAGGAGUCAGGGCCGAUUUGGCCCUGUGGGAAACCUUUCUUCUCACAUUUAAUAGUACCUCGCUCUGGCGGUCUGAACAGCUUUUAGAAGCCGACUUGCAGGUCCAUUCGGAUGCGGCUGGAGGGGCUGGGUUUGGGAUCUAUUUUAGGGGCCGGUGGUGUGCUGCCCCCUGGCCUGCAUUGUGGGUCGAACGAGGGUUAGUUAGGGACAUGACUUUUCUCGAGUUGUUCCCCAUUGUGGUUGCAGUCCACAUCUGGGAGGGGGAGUUUGCCAACUCUUCUGUGAGGUUCUGGUGUGAUAACCAGGCCGUGGUGCACAUUGUCAAUACCCAAACCUCACACUCACGGAGGGUCAUGUGCUUGGUCAGAGCACUGGUGCUCCAAUGCCUGCGGGCGAAUAUAGUCUUUCAGGCCUGCCAUGAUCCGGGGAUAAAAAAUGAGAUCGCUGACGCCUUGUCUCGUUUUCAGAUAGACAGAUUCAGGGCGUUAGCUCCCGAGGCAGCGCGGCUCCCGGACCCCAUGCCAGCAGUCCUGUGGCAGCUUGGCAAUUGGAAGCCCAGCAGGCCAUAGCAGCGUCACUGGCACCUAGUACCAGGGCGAGUUACGCAGCCAAGAUAGAGGCUUUUGCCCAAUUCCGGAAGGCUGAAGGUUUGGCAGAGUCUUGGCCUGCCCUGGUUGGUCACCUGCAGCAGUUUUUAGUCUCACUACACAAAGCGGGGCGAUCUGGGUCUACUUUGGGCGGUUACUUGUCGGCCUUGUCUUUUGAGGCUCAGGUUAGGGGGGUCGGGGAUUCCUCCUCCGAUCCACGUAUCAGGCGUAUGUUGGAGGGAUGGGCCAGGAUGUCUCCGGCGCUGAUUGACAGCAGGCGCCCGAUUAUGCUGGACAUGUUGGCUUCCAUUUUGGGUCGCCUGGACGGCUGUUGCUCCAACCCUUGGGAAGUUUCCCUCUUUAGGGCAGCGCUUCUGGUUGCCUUUUUUGGCGCAUUUCGCCCCUCUGAGUUGCUGCCGCGUAGCAGCUGUUCCCCACGGGAUUGUUGUCUCCAACUUUCUGACUUAACAUUUGAGGCCGGUACGGCUAACCUGUGCCUCUGUCGAUCUAAGACGGAUCAGAGGGGCAAGGGUCACUUGGUCAAGUUAGCAGAGGCUACUGGUUCUGCGCUCUGCCCGGUGGCAGCCCUUAGGCAUUACACUGGACUGUGUCCCCGGCCUGGGGGAUGCUUGUUUCUUCAUGGGAGCGGCUGCCCAUUGACACAAUAUCAGUUUCUGACAGUGAUCAGGAAGGUCCUUAAGGAAGCCAGGAUCCCCACAGCUGGGCUCACCCUUCAUUUCUUCCGGAUAGGGGCUGCCUCUACUGCUUCCGGAUUGGGCAUGACUGAGGAUGCCGUGCGGCGGAUUGGGCGUUGGAGGUCCGUGGCGGUCAGGCGGUAUGUGCGCUGACAGUGGCCAACGUCUCAUGGUUUCUCUUCUGUGUUUCUCCCUGCAGGUGCUGGUGGAGCGCCGGCUCCAGUCCAGGUCCUGGUGUGUGGCCAUUCGCUGGUCUUCUGGGCCUUCAGGUGGGCCAGCACCUCGCAGUGGGGCACACAGUUGGGUUUCGGCCGGAGGGCCUCUAUAUAUUGGUUGGGCAUGCGUGGCAUGCUAUGGGGCCAGCUGCUCCCCACGGUUAGGAACCAUUUAGAUAGUUUUCCUGCCCCUCAAGUGGUAAUUUUACAUUUAGGUGAGAAUGACUUGGGCCGGCGAACUGGCCUCUCAAUUAUUCGGCAAGCCGCAUCCGAUUUCAAGGUUCUUCGGAGCUGGAUCCCGGGGGUAUACAUCCUUUGGGUUAACUGGCUCCAGCGUAGAGUCUGGAGGGGGGUGUCUUCGGGUCUUGGGGUGGAGAAAGCCCGUCGCAAGGCUUCAGCGGCCCUAGGCCAUAUGGUUAGGGCUGCUGGAGGUAAAGUUGUACUCCAACCAGGGAUAGCUGCACGCCUACCUCAGCUGUACCGACCCGACAGGGUUCAUUUGUCCGAGGUUUGGUGCGAUUUGUACCUGAGCAAUAUUCGGAGGGGGCUUGCCGAGUUCUUGGAGGUUUAUGGGGCAGGGAGGUCAAGCGUGGGCUAACCUCCCUGUGUGGCAGUAGCAGUGCGGGCUAAGGGAAAUUGAGGUUAGAUCUCGGUGAGCACCCUUGGGUAUUCUAAGGUUGAUUGGUUAAUUGCUCCUUUGUUGCCUGUGCGGCACGGGGAGAACGAUUGCCAAGAAACCAGCUUCAGGACUUCACCAGCCUUUGGGCUCUGCGGUCCGGGGUGGUUGAAGUCCUUGAAGUAUCCAGAUCACUUCCUGAAAAGGGGGUGGUUGGCUGUGAAGGGAUUGGGCGGGUCAUUCCUGCCCUAUUUCCUGAGCCAGGGUUUGUCGCCCAUGCAGGCUAUGUGCAGGGCUUUGGGUCCUUGCUCAUGCCUAGGAGCCCGCACUGUUGUUUAGCGGUGAUUAAUCACCUAAAGUUCCAGUUCGCCAUGUUGUAAUUUUAAUAAAGUUGUGGCCCUUUUCACCAUA
Molecule: messenger RNA, 5810 nt
Organism: Hemicordylus capensis (graceful crag lizard)
Lineage: Eukaryota; Metazoa; Chordata; Lepidosauria; Squamata; Cordylidae
Product: RNA-binding protein 12-like
Exons: 8
Coding region: 206-1024 (272 amino acids)
Source: RefSeq, a predicted model, not a curated record